AUGGAUGAACAUACUAAAUUCGUCAAAGCUCAAGAUUACAACUAUUAUGGAGGACGUCGAUAUCCUAAAUUAGUUACCGAGGCUGUAUUCGAUGCCAUGAAGACAUUUGAAAUUAUCUACGUAGCCAGGAACGCUAAAGAUGUAGCUGUGUCUAUGUACUACCACCACAAAGCAAUUCCUAUGAUACGCGAACACCAAUCCUGGCAAGAGUUUUACGAUGCGUUCAUCAACAAUGAUGUUAUUUUUGGCAGUUGGGCGGAUCAUACUCUAUACUGGUGGAAUAGGCGCUUUGAAGACAAUGUCAUGUUCGUUUCGUACGAGCAAAUGAAAAAGGAUCUCGCGGGAAUAGUGAGCCAGGUAGCGAGAUUUCUUGACAUAAGUCUGAAGGAGAACAAAAUUAAAGUGAUUGCUGACAAGUGUACAUUUCAAAGUAUGAAAAAAGAUGCACCGAGGAAGCAUCUCCUGGACGCCUUCAGGGUGGACAAAUCACAGUCGCCGUUUGUAAGAAAAGGUAAAGUCGGUUCAUGGAAGAGUCAGUUCACCGUAGGGCAGAAUAAAUUAUUUGAUGAAAAAUACAAGGAAUGGAUUGUUGACAGUGAUCUAACGUUUACAGUUAAAUCGAAGCUUAUAUACAAGGCAGAAAACCAUGUCAACAAACCAUCUUCAUUGAGAGUAGCUAAUCAGGCACAAUCCUGUCAGCACGAGACAAGUUUACUGAGUGGCCGAAUUUAUUACUCGUUGAAGUCGAGAAGAUAA
Saccoglossus kowalevskii is the source of this 756-nucleotide messenger RNA. RefSeq names its product sulfotransferase 1C4-like. Gene Ontology annotation, molecular function: sulfotransferase activity. The record is from RefSeq and is a predicted model, not a curated record. Lineage: Eukaryota; Metazoa; Hemichordata; Enteropneusta; Harrimaniidae.